CCACGCUGUGGGAUUCACUGGGUGGUUGGUUGCUGAAGUUCGUGAAAGUAUACCUAAGGAACUAGAUUUUUUGGUUGAGGCCCAAAACAGCGUAAAAUGUAUGGAUAACUUUCGGAAGCUAUCUCCUCGUAUUGCAGACUAUGUUUAUGCCCCAAGGGUAUAUUGGAAUUUAAGCACAUCAAAGCUGUUAACCAUGGAAUAUAUGGAGGCUAUGCAAGUAAAUGACUUGAAGGGCAUCCAAAGACUUGGAAUUCAGCCAAGUGAUGUUGUAAAGUUGGUUAGUGAGACGUUUGCCGAAAUGAUGUUCAAACAUGGUUUUGUGCAUUGUGAUCCACAUGCUGCAAACUUGCUAGUCCGCCCUUUGCCUACUGGUCGUAGGAGCAUUUUUGGAAGGAGAAAACCUCAGUUGAUAGUGUUGGACCAUGGUUUAUACAAAGAACUUGAUUACAACACCAGAAUAAACUAUGCUUCUCUGUGGAAGGCUUUGGUAUAUUCUGAUGCAAACGGAAUAAAGGAAAACUGUGUAAAACUGGGUGCUGGAGACGAUCUUUACGCAUUGUUUGCUGGGAUUCUCACAAUGAGGCCUUGGAAUAAAGUGAUAGAUCCUUCAGUUGAUCAUCUUGUUGUCAAAGGCACGGACGGUGACCGUUCAGAACUGCAGAUGUAUGCUUCCCAAUAUUUUCCACAAAUCACUGAACUUCUGAGGAGAUUGCCCCGGGUUAUUCUUCUAAUGCUCAAGACAAAUGACUGCUUACGAGCAGUUAAUGGGUCAUUGAUUCAAGGGCCUUCUCUUGACUCAUUCUUGAUCAUUGGAAGGGUUUCAUCUGAAGCCGUUCUUGAGUCUAUGUUGUCGCAAAAGACAUUCUUGUUAUCUUGGAUCAAUUUUUGGGUACAGAAGAUUUUGUUGGAAGGCCGGCUUUGCGUAAUGCAUAUAGCAGUGUGGCUUUUGCAACUUAAGAAAGCCUUGACAUUGUGAAAGCAAGUAUACUUCCAAUUUUGUUGGAUGUCCCAAAAUGGACGGACAUAGUGAAAGCAACUAACAAUCAGGUGAUUUUAAAUUUGGAAUUUUGUUAAAACUUUAGAAGUUGGAUGCGUUGAUUUUUUAUUUUUUUCCCGCAACUCGCCGUGUCAGUCCGAUCUCUCAUUGUGGCAGAGCCUGGAAGAUCACAAUUCUUUUGUAAUAAGCUACGUUUACAUUUUUUUUAGCAGAAUAAUUCUUUUAGAGGAGGCAAUGGAAGCAAAAAAUGAUGAGUCGGACGAGUGCUUCUGGUUGUAAAAUCCUUUAGGAUACUCCUAAGAUGAGGAUAUUUAUUGGGAUAUUAUGGUAAGUUGGCUAAGAAAUGUGCAAUUUCUUUUAUGACAGACUUCAGCUCUCACGAUGAUAACUUUUGGAGGACCACUGCUUUUGAUAUUUGUACCCCUCACGAUUGGAUUACAAACUUCUAAUCCCUGUGCCAAAUUUUAGUAUAUUAGGGGUUGACAUUUGCUUGAACUGCGAGUCGUACGCGGUUGCUCUUCCUCGAGUCACAUAUUCACUUGUAAAUAGACAAGCUUGAUAGAUUUCUCACUUAUCCCUGAGUAUAUAGGUUGCUUUGCUUUUCGGACCAAAACAAAGUUAGCUUUGCUUUAACAUUGACCUAUCGAUUUACAAAUUACAAAUUGAGGAAGAGCGUCAUGGUGGGUUGGUAUUGCAUGUGUAACAAAACGUUGCGAGAAAAUGUUUCUCUGGCUACUUCCAAUUUGAAUAGGAUAAAUUAUUACUACAAAAGUUUUUAUAGA
Lycium ferocissimum is the source of this 1779-nucleotide messenger RNA. Its product is annotated as putative ABC1 protein At2g40090. Gene Ontology annotation, biological process: lipid homeostasis; mitochondrion organization. The record is from RefSeq and is a predicted model, not a curated record. Gene Ontology annotation, cellular component: mitochondrial inner membrane. Bases 101 to 976 code for a protein of 291 amino acids. Lineage: Eukaryota; Viridiplantae; Streptophyta; Magnoliopsida; Solanales; Solanaceae. The transcript is spliced from 8 exons.